This is a messenger RNA of Ogataea philodendri, 969 nucleotides long. RefSeq lists its product as uncharacterized. The record is from RefSeq and is a predicted model, not a curated record. Gene Ontology annotation, cellular component: cytoplasm. Gene Ontology annotation, biological process: L-phenylalanine biosynthetic process. Gene Ontology annotation, molecular function: prephenate dehydratase activity; chorismate mutase activity. The transcript is spliced from 2 exons. Lineage: Eukaryota; Fungi; Ascomycota; Pichiomycetes; Pichiales; Pichiaceae. Bases 1 to 969 code for a protein of 322 amino acids.
AUGAGUAUCAAAGCGGCACGUCAACAGUUUGAGCCGUACUCGCUAGCAGGAGAUGUGUCUAUAGUGUAUUUGCCGCAGCCCUCGAUAAAUUCGUGCUUCAAGAGCAUUUCCAAAGACGAGUGCGAUUUUUCUGUGAUUCCGUUCGAGAACUCGUCGAAUGGCCAGGUCGUGCUCACCUACGACCUGUUCCGCGACUGGUUUAUCCAGGAAGACCGGCUCAAGAUCAAGCUGCGGGAGAUGGAACAGAGCACCAGCUCGGAGGCUUCUUCCACCAAGACCAGAGACUUCCAGGUGAUUGCCGAGCAGUUUGUCACGAUCCACCACAACUUCAUCACCUACUCGAACGACAUUUCCAAGAUCACGACGAUCUACUCGCACCCGCAGGUCUGGUCGCAGUGCAACAAGUUUUUGCACAAGCACGAGCUCGACAACAAUAUCAAGAUCCAGAAGAUCGACACCUCGUCCACGUCCAAGGCGGUGGAGAUCGUGGCGUCACUCAAGACAGAAGAGCAGCGGCAGACCACCGCGGCUAUGGCCUCGUUGACGGCAAGCGAGAUCCACGGGGUUCCCGUCAAAGUGUCGCAGAUCGAGGAUUUCAAGGGAAAUACCACCCGGUUCCUGGUGUUGAGCAAAAAACAGCUGCCUGUGCUGGACUCGUCGAUCGCGCUCAACAAAGUGUCCGACAAACGGCUCACGCUGCUGACGUUCAUCAUCAAGAACAACGACAAUUUCGGCAGUCUGUGCGACAUUCUACAGGUGUUCAAGCAAUAUAACCUGAAUCUACAAUCGAUUACAACCCGGCCGUCUGUGGUGAGUCCGUGGAGAUAUGUGUUUUUCGUGGAGGUUUGGGAAGGAUCCGGUAUGGCCUCGGCACUGAACGAGAUCGAGGACCUUGUUCUGGACCUGACGGUGCUGGGAUCAUUCCCAAGAAGUGACAAGUUUUUCCAAAUGAUCGAACAAAGCAUAUAA